AUGGAAACCGUAGCGAGUGGGAGGUUUUAUGAUACACAUCUACCUUAUGUGAAGCUUUCUGGCACACCCUUGGAAAUCGGGCUGGGCCACGGGACUUUUGCUAAGGCUCAGAUCGUCAAAGCUAUCGAAGUGUACUCCACUUUGUAUAAAGAAUCUAAGAACGUGUCUUGGGAUGAGGCCAGAAGAAGGGCUGCCGAAUAUCUACCAUUGCUCGAAAAGCACCCAGAUAUACUGGACGAGCUGAGGGGUAUUGCGCAAGGAUCAGGAACGGAUCUUUUGGAUAUCGUUGCUCUCAAUGUCCGUAGCGAGAUCACCAUGGUUGACAUAUCCGAUGGAUGUACAUCUUUGGCACAGGUGGAAUCUUCAACAGGAGAUGUUUAUGUUGGACAGAAUUGGGACUGGAUACCUGAGGUUGAUGCAGCCACCCUGUGGAUCGAACUAGAGCAAGUUGGGAAACCAAAACUCCUCUUCCUCGCAGAGGCCGGGAUCAUUGGAAAGUAUGGGUUCAACAGCGAGGGACUGGCGAUCAUGCUCAAUGCUAUAAGCUCCAACGAAGUGAGCUAUGACAAACUCCCAAUCCACUUUACACUUCGUAAAUGUUUGGAGCAGGAGAGUGUUGAGAAGACCGUGGACUAUUUAGAAUCGAACGGGUGUGCCAGUUGUGCAAAUCUUCUUAUGGGUGAUGUAAACAGUUACUGUUCUGUUGAAGUUUCACCAAGAGGAAUUGCCAUUAUUAAGCCUGAUGAUGAUACAGGGGUGGUUUCACACACCAAUCAUUUGCUGGAUGAAACUCUUUCUAAAGAAUUCCCCUGUGACACUCCGAUUCUGAGUUCAUUUGCUAGGUAUGACCGUAUUAAGGAGCUUAAUGUGGGAUCAGAGGGUGGCUUCAAGAGUUUCAGAAGCAGAUUGGGCGACAUAGCCAAUGCACCAAAGUCCAUCUGUAAGUAUCCAGAGGAAGGCGUUACUGGAUUGGCCAAAUGUUGUACUUUGUAUACAAUUAUAGUGAACACCAAGACUAAAGAGGCCAACUUUUCCCAUGGAAGACCACAUGACAACCCAAAGGAGUACAGAGUAUCGUUCUCUUAG
This is a messenger RNA of Williopsis jadinii, 1086 nucleotides long. RefSeq names its product AAT-domain-containing protein. Lineage: Eukaryota; Fungi; Ascomycota; Saccharomycetes; Phaffomycetales; Wickerhamomycetaceae. The record is from RefSeq and is a predicted model, not a curated record. The transcript has a single exon. The coding region runs from base 1 to 1086 and encodes 361 amino acids.